UAAUGGCCGCCACCAUGUUAGAAAAAAAAAAUUGCUUUUGACAGUAGUUGGAACUCGCAUUUGAGUUUCCAUCGAAACAUGACAAGUAAAAUGCACUGGAUAUUUUUAUUGCUGCUUGCAAUUUCAAUGAAAUGCUGGUGUGAAGAUGGUCAUGAAAUGGAAGAGUUUCUGAAGAGGGAGUACUCGCUGACCAAGCCGUACCAAGGAAUCGGCUCCUCCAGCUCAUCCCAUUGGGAACUGAUGGGUGACGCCAUGAUAACUACGGACCACGUGCGGCUGACGCCUGACAUGCAGAGCAAGCAGGGGGCAGUGUGGAGCCGCAUUCCCUGCUUCCUGCGCGACUGGGAGCUGCAGGUGCACUUCAAGAUCCAUGGCCAGGGCAAGAAGAACCUGAAUGGCGAUGGGCUGGCGGUGUGGUACAGCAAGGAGCGCAUGCAGACGGGUCCGGUGUUUGGAAAUCAGGACAUGUUCACCGGCCUGGGAGUGUUUGUGGACACCUACCCAAAUGAGGAGAAGCAGCUGGAGGCGCAGAAGAGGAGGUAUACCCCUCGCACACAGAGGAUCUUUCCCUAUGUGCUGGCCAUGGUGGGCAACGGGAGCCUGUCCUAUGACCACGAACGGGACGGCCGGCCCACUGAGCUGGGGGGCUGCACGGCUGUGGUGCGAAACCUGCAGCACGACACCUUCCUCUUCAUCAGAUACGUACGCCGCCGGCUGACGGUCAUGAUUGAUGUUGACGGGCAGCACGAGUGGAAGGACUGCCUGGACAUCCCGGGGGUGCACCUUCCGCAGGGAUACUACUUCGGGGCGUCGGCCGUCACCGGGGACCUGUCAGAUAACCAUGACUUGAUAUCCAUGAAGCUGUACCAGCUGACCGUUGUUCGCAGUAAAGAGGAGGAAGAGCAGGCGGCGAAAGACGACGAGAUCACGGUUCCCAGUGUGGACAAUAUAGAGCUGCUCCAAGGGGAUGUCGCAGAGGGAAAGAUGAGUGGGGUGGCGCUCUUCUUCACUGUGCUCUUCUCCCUGUUGGGCUGCAUCGUGCUGGUGAUCAUCGGCCUCGCCCUCUACAGCCACUGGAGCGAAAACAGCCGCAAGCGUUUCUACUGAGCGAGGAUUGGGGGGGCGGGGGGGGGGGGGCUAGCGCACUCUCCGGAGAUCAAAGAUAAAACUGAGAUGGGCUGCAGUACAGUGUCAAUUCUGACCCCCACCAUCGCCCCUCCCCCCUGGGACAGGACAGCAGGUUACUGGCCUCGGUAACAAAGGAGAGCUCCUUCAUCUCAGCAUCACUUCCUUUGACCCGCCCUCCUCCCCAACCCCAAACCCCUUCCUCUGCCCCUGCUUCUGCUAUAUUUGAAACUGGAGCAGCAGAAAGCCCAAACUGGGUCUGCCAGAUGGUUCUUUUCAAUCUACCCUGCCAAAAAACAGAGCAAGUCCUCCCCCCACCCCCAAAACAAAAUGAUCGUCCUGCCCUAAUGUUAUGAGGUUUGGGGCAUAGAGUGUGUAUGUGUGUGUGUACGGUUGCGUGUUUGUGUGUUAGUUUACACUGGUGCAACAGGAUACCAUCAUCCUUAUUCUUAUGUUAAGUCUUUGUCUGUGUCUAGCAGAGGAGUGUUUUUAUUAUAUCUGAUGGUAUCUCUCUCUCUAAAUCCUACCACGUUCCUUGUAUGAGAUUUUCGCCUCCAUGCUUCAACUGACAUGUCAUGCUGAAAAUUGCCUCCACUGUCUGGUGCUGCAGUUUCCUUAAAGCCACAUACUGGAUUUAAGUUCUUACAAUCCACACCAGACCUCGUGGGAGCUGAGUGCAGAGCGUGUUUCCCCCCAAGUUAUCGUGUGCAGUUAAGACACAGGAGAAUCAGUGCUCCAAUGCUCACUACAAACCCCCCCCCAUGAAAGCUAUAUGAUUUUACAUGACUGCCUUGUGUAAUUUCUCUGGAUCUCUGUGUUGUGUAGUCGUGCAUGAAGAUGUACAUCUUUGAAACCACUGUUGCGUUUACCGCAUGUGUCACAGCUCUGGGAAUGGAGAAGUAAGUUGCAUGUACUUUUUUUUUUUUUUCUUUCUUUUUCUUAAUCAUGACUGUGAUGCUGGAGAGACUCUGGGUGGAAAGGCGGAUCUGAAAUAAUUCCCUAGCAGCUCUCUUAGCUGCGACACAAGGCAGAUUUCACAGUAGAAGGUGUUCGGUGAAACUCCCGCUGAAAUCAUUUCCAUGCCCAGCUUGGAGACGUCUACGCUAAUGCAGCACAUAUGGUCUUGUGUGUGAGACUCAUGGUAUAGAAAGUCAAAAGUAUAGGCUAAGACUUAAACGGCACUUCCCUUCAAUCAGGUAAUGUUAUAAAUUGCCGUUCUCAGCAUCAGAUUAUUAUUAUUAUUAUUAUUAUUUUCUUCCCCAAGGUGCCUCUCAGUUUGCAUUGUGGUGUAGGGUUUCCCUUCUGAUAGAUGCUGGUACCAGGCUGUGUUUGUAAAAAAAAAAUAUAUAUAUUUUAACCACCCUGGUUACACUCUGCUGAACUUGCUACCCUGAAUUCUCUGCUGUUGUGCAUCUCGGUGCACUCAGAAGUCUGGAACCGUGGAACAUCAAACGGGUGUAGCUCGAUACCUGGUUAAUUUUAGAUUUGGGGCCUAGAUGAAUUGUUGUUUUAUGUCUAGCGUUCGCUCCGUGCCGUGUCUCGCUUGGAGAUCCGGUCUGGGAGCCAGGUUUACGUAAACCUUCUGACACCAUACAGCAGCUGUCUUGCUUGCCGCUUUCGGGUCAUUGUUACGUUUAUGGUUAGGAACAGGGCAGCCCUUCAGUGAAGAACACCGUGUUCCACCCCUUGAGCUCACAAAAAGCCCCGGGAGACCCUGAUGAUCACACUCGCCUGCUCCUGCGAGGGAAACCCUUCCAGCUUUGGUUACUUAGUCGUGUUUGUUUGUUUUUUUUUUUGCCUACUUAGGUCUGUGAGCACAGUGGUUCUGAAAAAUAAGGUUUAAAUGACACUUAGGGCUAUUACAUAACUGGAUAAGCCUCUCAUACCUAAGACCACUAAAGACCUUCACAGCCUUACUGUUUAGAUUUUCAGACAUUCUGAACCACUCGUGAGCUGUGAUACUAGCAUGACAGGAGUAGGGGUUGCUUUCCAGACGGCGAAAACAUGCGGUGUUCAGUAAAAUAAUACGACCACAUUCUCUGAGAGGACCAGCAGGCUUUAAUAUCAUGGGGUUUCUCAGGGUACGGUGCCAAUGGUUUGAAUGUUCACCCUAAUGCAUAUUGAUUGAUCUCUGUGUUCAGUAUUUUUCGUCAGCUGUGGAAUUAAGUGUCCUGAAGCGAAGUGAGCCUUUUGAAUGCUGUCACCAGCUUAAUGUCUGGCCACCAGUGAUCACCUUCUGGAACAAUGUUCAGUACUAACUAGUACAUCCUGAAAGUUUUUAUUUCAUAUGCACUGAUUUGUCGUUUAUCUUCCCUGUCUGCUGCAGCACGUUGGAUAUUUGUGGAUCGAGCACAUUUGUACUGUCAGGAGUCUUUUUUUUUUUUUUUUUUUGUCAUGUUAUUUAAUAAAGGGGAGGGUUUUUAAACAAUAA
Messenger RNA from Brienomyrus brachyistius, 3556 nucleotides. It is a transcript of the gene lman2la, whose product is annotated as lectin, mannose-binding 2-like a. Gene Ontology annotation, molecular function: D-mannose binding. Lineage: Eukaryota; Metazoa; Chordata; Actinopteri; Osteoglossiformes; Mormyridae. Gene Ontology annotation, cellular component: endoplasmic reticulum membrane; COPII-coated ER to Golgi transport vesicle; endoplasmic reticulum-Golgi intermediate compartment. The record is from RefSeq and is a predicted model, not a curated record. Gene Ontology annotation, biological process: Golgi organization; endoplasmic reticulum organization; endoplasmic reticulum to Golgi vesicle-mediated transport.